Messenger RNA from Halichondria panicea, 3087 nucleotides. RefSeq lists its product as uncharacterized. Gene Ontology annotation, molecular function: lipid carrier activity. Gene Ontology annotation, biological process: lipid transport. The coding region runs from base 55 to 3087 and encodes 1010 amino acids. The record is from RefSeq and is a predicted model, not a curated record. The transcript has 11 exons. Lineage: Eukaryota; Metazoa; Porifera; Demospongiae; Suberitida; Halichondriidae.
UGGAGAAUUAACUGAAAAUUACGGACUCGCAGUGGAUAGACAGAAAUUUGGAGAAUGAAGAAAGAAGCAAGAUACGUUGCAGCUAUAGUCUUCAUCGCCUCGAUCUUUGUGGUAUGCAAGGCUCAGUAUCGACCGACAGACUCUUGUGAGUCCAGUCAGAGCUGUGUGUAUCGCUACUCCUCAACUCAGCGAAGCUUUGACGGUGAUGAGCUGCAAGUAGCCACCGUGUCAGCUGUUGUCGUCUCUCAAUGUGUAUCAGCCGGAGUGUAUGGAAGGCAGAAUGCCCUGCAUUACUGCAUUAAAGUCAGUGGAGUAAGAGUGGGGGGUGACGUGGUCAAAGAUGACAGUACUGAUGAAGUUAUUGAUCCGACUGAAGAAGACAUCCUAGACCUUGACCCAAACGAUUCUGUUUUUCACGACCCUCCUAUCUCCCCAGAAGAUAAAAUGAUGGCUGGUGAAUUCUGCUUCACCCAAACAGACGAUGGAAAGAUUGUUGAGGUCAGCUACCCCGAUGGAGAAAGCAGCGAGGCUGUCAACUUUAAGAAGGGCAUUGUAGCUGCCUUCCAAACCAAUUUCAAGGGAACAGCUGAACAAGAAGAGGAGGACACAACAUCUUUCCACAAAUCAGCUUACAAGUAUACUACAAGAGGUACAGAGAUCACAGCGUAUCGCACCGUGCAAAGCUCCAAUGUGCACGUCCUAGCUGGGGAUACACCUACAGAAGAUGUCCAGAUUACUGCAAAUGAGCAGAUCAUCUAUGAUGGCAAAGUGCUCACUCGAUCUCAAGGAUCAACCUCUGUUGUGCUUACCGCAGGGUUGGGAGAUUUAGACUCACCUGCUGCACGAAUCAAUCCAACUGGUGUGUUGGCAAAACUUCCUGAGUACGAGCAAGAGGUGCUUGGGAGGGCGAAACGACAGGUGUUCGGAAGAGGGCCCAUUGGACAGCCAGCGACCUACGAUAGUAGCACAGACAUCAACGAUAUGAAGGGAGAGGGAGAGUACACAUUAGUGAAGAUAUUCUGCAGAGCAGCAGUGGCUAGAACUACACGUGAAGCUUGGGAGGAGGAUGACGGACAGACGCUUGUGACUGACACUCUACGAGCUAACAUCAAUUACACUCUAACUGAUCUUCGACUCUUGGAGGCACUUCGACGCCAAAUUCCAUCUGUCUGGGAAGCCUUGGAAACAUUGCACAGUGACUCAGAACACAACAGUCUAGCCGAUCGUCUACACCAGCUGGUUGAACUGGAGGGGGAGUACCAGCCACCACCAGGAGCCAAGCCUGCUAUCAGGGAGGUUAUCACCUUUUUGGAAAAGCUGCUGGGAUCAGACAAGAUAGAAGACAAGAAGAUGAGGAGCUACAUUUACCCACUUCUUGCUAUAGAGGGGCACCUUGACUCUCAAAUGGCUCUUCUCAAGUCAUACCAUGACUCUGUCGACCAAGAAGAAAAAAAUGGUAUCAUCACGCACAUUGCUUUCACCCGAAACCCUCGUCCUGAGUUUCUUGAGAUGGUGAGGAAUGCGAUUGACUCCUCUCCAACCAGUGUGGAUCCUCUAUUGCUGGCUUAUGGGGCCCUGGCGAGCGAUAAAGAGCAUGGAAUACAAACCUCCGUAGUUAAGGAUUUGAGCAAUCGACUGGAACGUCUGGAGGCUACCAUUGACUCCAGUAAGAAGAUACACCCCCUCAUUCAUAACAUACAUGCGUUGGGGAACACUGACAGUAAACUGACGAUACAGACGGUGUUGAAGUAUUUGAAGAGUAAGGAUCUCGAUAUACAACUGGCAUCCAUAAACGCUCUCAAGGCCCACUCAGUCGAUCAAAGGGUACAGGAACAAUUAAAAGAUGUCAUCCUCUCAGCUCAUUUCCAGGAUCAAGUUGAAGCGAUUGUGCAAAUGUUGAUCGAAGGACUGGAUAAAGUAAAGGACAAAGACUCACAUGAUACGUACGUCGAUGCUCUAGCGUCCAUUGGCUUCUUCGAGGACUCUAAACUGCAUUCAUUAGUGAUGGACUACCUACAGAAACUCGGAACAAAGCGUGCGAUGGAAUACAAUAAUGUCCUUCAAAAUAUCGAAAGACCUGUUGAUGAAGAUGAGACAUACGACAUAAGAGAUGACGUCAAUGACGCUCGUGUGCGUAGAGGAUCAGACUGGGAUGCUUCUAGCUCUAUCUACAACCUCGUUGCUAGCUAUUCCUCAAGGAGAAAUGACGUCAUAAAUCAUCCAAAACACAAAGCGUACAUCUGGGGGAAAAAGUUUGGUCUCAGUAAAGUGUAUGCACAAGUGGCGGCCGGUGGAUUUGCUGGUAUCAAGCCAAAUGGAAAUGGGUAUAAAUUGUUUGCCAAAGUGAUUGCUAAGGGACAUGCCUUUGGAAAGACUGCUACUGCUUUGAGAGCGGAGUUCUUACGUCAAAGAACAGGGAACAGCAUUUAUCAGAAGAUCUACGCUAAAGUUGUUGGUAAGACACUCAUUAAUGAAGCUGGCACCCUACCCUCCGGUUGCAACACCCUCACAAAGAAUCUGUACAGUACAACCAUCAAGAUAUUCCGAUUCAAGUACAGCAUUUUCAUCUAUGUUGGUACACUUGACUUCUAUAUUGGCAUGACUGCCAAGCUCGGACUAAAAGUGAAAGUGACGGUAUGCGAGACGUCGGUGAAGGCAUGUGCCAGUCUCAUUCCUAGUCUCACCCUGAGGGCAGAGGGAGGAGCCAGUGCCACAAUAAUUCUGGCGGUGAGAGGAGGGGUGGAGGUUGCAGCCAGCUUCACGUACCAGCUCGAGCCUGAGAUUUGCAUACACUACUGCCGAUAUGCCACCAAGAAGGUCAAAGCCUGUGUCAACAUAUACCACGGCUGGCCCAACAACUAUGCUGAGAUCUAUGCUUACUACCAGCUAAGAAAAGUCAAGAUCUUUCCACCCAAGUUUUACUGGGGUUCUAAGAAGCGAUGGAGCAAACUUUCAAAGCGUUGGAACCUCUCCAGUUUCAGUCGUCGCAAGAUCUGGAGCUCAUGUGACUCCACCCCAGUGUGUCCUAGCAAACCCCACUUCAUUGGAUCCAUUGGACUACCUGGAAGUCCCGGUAUUCGUGGAUGA